AGAAAAGAUUCUCUCCCCCAGACCUGGGACUACUCGCCCUGCAGCGCCGCAAGAGCGCGAUCAGACCCGCUCACUCCAGACGCGGCCUUUCGACCAGUCCAGCGUACUCCACACCCAGCGGAUCUAGCUCUACCCCCUCCUGGGCUGGAUCUGGGAGCUGACUCACGGACCGCCCCGCCCUGAACCUGCGGAGGGGACAGGCGCGGGGGCGGAACACGAUGACCUAGGGAGUGGGCCCGGAGGGAGCCUCCAAGGCCAUGGCCUCCGUAGGAGCGACCCCAGGCAGGACGCCGCAGGGACCGGGACCCAGGGAGGCCUCGGCCAGCUUCCCCAGCCCGGCCCCAGUGCCGGAGCCCCGGGGGGCCGAGGAGGAGGACGAGGAGGAGCCCGCGGAGAUUCAUCUGUGUGUGCUGUGGAGCUCAGGGUACCUGGGCAUUGCCUACUAUGACACUAGUGACUCCACCAUCUACUUUAUGCCAGAUGCCCCAGACCACGAGAGCCUCCAGCUGCUCCAGAGAGUUCUGGAUGAAAUCGAUCCCCAGUCUGUUGUCACCAGCGCCAAACAGGAUGAGAAUAUGACUCGGUUUCUGGGGAAGCUUGCCUCCCAAGAGCACAGAGAGCCUAAGAGACCUGAAAUCAUACUUUUGCCAAGUGUGGAUUUUGGCCUGGAGAUAAGCAAACAGCGCCUCCUUUCUGGAAACUACUCCUUCAUACCAGACUCCAUGACCGCCACCGAGAAAAUCCUCUUCCUCUCCUCCAUCAUCCCCUUUGACUGCCUCCUCACGGUUCGAGCACUUGGAGGGCUGCUGAAGUUCUUGGGUCGAAGAAGAAUCGGGGUUGAACUGGAAGACUAUAACGUCAGCAUCCCCAUCCUAGGCUUUAAGAAAUUUGCGUUGACACAUCUGGUGAGCAUAGAUCAAGACACUUACAGUGUUCUGCAGAUAUUUAAGAGUGAGCCUCACCCCUCAGUGUACAAAGUGGCCAGUGGACUCAAGGAGGGGCUCAGCCUCUUUGGAAUCCUCAACAGAUGCCGCUGUAAGUGGGGAGAGAAACUGCUCAGCCUCUCCCGCCGCAGAGCACAGGCUCCAGAUGCGCAGGCCCAGUGGCCACGGCCCAUGGGCCCAGCCGCUCCGCGGCACGUGGGAUCCUCCCGGACCGGGGCACGAACCCGUGUCCCCUGCAUGGCAGGCGGACUCCCAACCACUGCGCCACCAGGGAAGCCCCGGCUAUGGUUCACACGUCCAACCCAGGACCUGGAGGAACUAAAUUCCCGUCUGGAUGUCAUUCAGUUUUUCCUGUUACCCCAGAAUCUGGACAUGGCUCAGAUGCUGCAUCGAUUGCUGGGUCACAUCAAGAACGUGCCUCUGAUUCUUAAACGCAUGAAGUUGUCCCACACCAAGGUCAGUGACUGGCAGGUUCUCUACAAGACAGUGUACAGUGCCCUGGGCCUGAGGGAUGCUUGCCGCUCCCUGCCCCAGUCCAUUCAGCUCUUUCGGGACAUUGCCCAAGAGUUCUCUGAUGACCUACACCACAUUGCCAGCCUCAUUGGGAAAGUGGUGGACUUUGAGGGCAGUCUUGCUGAAAAUCGCUUCACAGUCCUCCCCAACAUAGAUCCUGAAAUUGAUGAGAAAAAACGAAGGCUGACAGGACUUCCCAGUUUCCUCACUGAGGUGGCUCGGAAGGAGCUGGAAAAUCUGGACCCCCGUAUUCCUUCAUGCAGUGUCAUCUACAUCCCUCUGAUUGGCUUCCUUCUUUGUAUUCCCCGCCUGCCUUCCAUGGUGGAGACCAGUGACUUCGAGAUUGAGGGUCUGGACUUCAUGUUCCUCUCAGAGGAGAAGCUUCACUAUCGUAGUGCUCGAACCAAGGAGCUGGAUGCAUUGCUGGGGGACCUGCACUGCGACAUCCGGGACCAGGAAACCCUGCUGAUGUACCAGCUGCAGUGUCAGGUGCUGGCACGGGCAGCUGUCUUGACCCAGGUGUUGGACCUCGCCUCCCGCCUGGACGUCCUCUUGGCUCUUGCCAGUGCCGCUCGGGACUAUGGCUACUCAAGGCCCCGUUACUCCCCACGGCUCCUUGGGGUACGAAUCCAGAAUGGCAGGCAUCCUCUGAUGGAGCUCUGUGCCCGAACCUUCGUGCCCAACUCCGCAGAAUGCGGGGGGUACAAAGGGAGGGUCAAAGUCAUCACUGGACCCAACUCCUCAGGGAAGAGCAUAUACCUCAAACAGGUAGGCUUGAUCACAUUCAUGGCCCUGGUGGGCAGCUUUGUGCCAGCAGAGGAAGCCGAAAUCGGGGCAGUAGACGCCAUCUUCACCCGAAUCCAUAGCUGUGAAUCCAUCUCCCUUGGCCUCUCUACCUUCAUGAUCGACCUCAACCAGCAGGUGGCGAAAGCAGUGAACAAUGCCACCGAGCGGUCGCUGGUCCUUAUUGAUGAAUUCGGAAAGGGAACCAACACGGUGGAUGGUCUCGCGCUUCUAGCGGCCGUGAUCCGACACUGGCUGGCGCUUGGGCCCACGUGCCCCCACAUCUUCGUGGCCACCAACUUUCUGAGCCUCAUUCAGCUACAGCUGCUGCCACAGGGGCCCCUCGUGCAGUAUUUGACCAUGGAGACCUGUGAAGAUGGGAAUGACCUUGUCUUCUUCUAUCAGGUUUGCGAAGGUGUUGCCAAUGCCAGCCAUGCCUCCCACACAGCUGCCCAGGCUGGGCUUCCUGAGAAGCUCGUUGCUCGUGGCAAGGAGGUCUCAGACUUGAUCUGCAGUGGAAAGCCCAUCAAGCCUGUCAAGGAGCUGCUAAAGGAGAAACAAAUGGAAAAUUGCCAGAUGUUAGUAGACAAGUUUCUGAAACUGGAUUUGGAAGAUCCCAGUCUGGACCUGGACAUUUUCAUGAGACAGGAAGUGCUGCCUGCUGCCGCCACCGUCCUCUGAGAGUCUUCCCUGGGCUCUCCUCCACGUCCCAAACCCCGGGAGGCUGCCAGGCCCUCUUUGUUUCCUUACCUCCUUCACACCCAGAGUUCUCAGUUUCCCUGGAAAUUUUGUUUCAUGUUAGUAAUAAAGUUUAUUUUGGAGAAA
Messenger RNA from Lagenorhynchus albirostris (white-beaked dolphin), 3065 nucleotides. RefSeq names its product mutS homolog 5 (gene MSH5). Gene Ontology annotation, biological process: chiasma assembly; mismatch repair. Gene Ontology annotation, cellular component: nucleus. The coding region runs from base 258 to 2921 and encodes 887 amino acids. Lineage: Eukaryota; Metazoa; Chordata; Mammalia; Artiodactyla; Delphinidae. The transcript has 26 exons. Gene Ontology annotation, molecular function: mismatched DNA binding; ATP binding; ATP-dependent DNA damage sensor activity. The record is from RefSeq and is a predicted model, not a curated record.